This is a messenger RNA of Paramecium octaurelia, 213 nucleotides long. The record is from the annotation of a GenBank genome assembly. Lineage: Eukaryota; Ciliophora; Oligohymenophorea; Peniculida; Parameciidae.
AUGUGCAUCUUAAAUAUAAUUGAUGAAUUUUUUAAAUAACCAUUAAACACAAUAGUAAUGCAAAUUCAUUACAAUUAAUUAAAUUCUUAAGAUGCAUCAAUUUAAUAGAGUAUUUAAGAGUUUUUAAUCUAAGUGGAAAAUUAAAGCUGCUAUACAUUGAAUAAUUCUCUUUAAACUACAUACUAUGAUGUGAGAAAUUCGUUUCUUUUUUGA